This is a messenger RNA of Peromyscus leucopus (white-footed mouse), 10057 nucleotides long. RefSeq names its product probable maltase-glucoamylase 2. The record is from RefSeq and is a predicted model, not a curated record. Gene Ontology annotation, biological process: carbohydrate metabolic process. Gene Ontology annotation, molecular function: alpha-1,4-glucosidase activity; carbohydrate binding. The coding region runs from base 110 to 8041 and encodes 2643 amino acids. Lineage: Eukaryota; Metazoa; Chordata; Mammalia; Rodentia; Cricetidae. The transcript is spliced from 48 exons.
AUCAAGUGUGGCAGAAGGAGGCUCUAUUAGCCUCCUCACCUUUGCCCAGUGCUCCCUAUGAAUCACCGAGGGACAGUCGCCACAAGGAAGAGGACGAGACAGCAAUGAGAUGGCGAGAAAGCUCAGUAUAUUGGAAAUUCUUCUGAUCAUCUUCAAUAUAGUUGUAUUGGCAGUAGACAUCCUUUUAUUGCUUCUUGUGCUAGAGAACCCUUCAGGUUCCUUUACUCCCGAGUGUCCAAACAUCGCUGUGUCAGAAAGGAUAGACUGUGCACCCGGCCAGGUGGUGACAGAGGAUGUCUGUCGAUGGCAGUAUAAAUGCUGCUGGAAUCCAGUGGCAGAUACCAAAGUCCCUGCAUGCUUCUUCCCCAGGAACUGGGGUUAUGAAGUCACCAAUGUCCUUACAAAUACAAGCAAAGGGUUGACUGCUCAGUUGAAAAAAGUUUCAUCUCCAUCUCUUUUUGGAAAUGAUAUCACUGAUGCCCUCUUGACAGCUGAGUACCAGACAUCCAAUCGUUUUCACUUUAAGAUCACUGAUUUCAAUGAGAUGCGCUAUGAAGUCCCUCAUGAAAACAUCAACCUCAUGAAUGGGACUGCCGAUGAGUCCGUUUUGAGCUACUAUGUAGAGGUCAUCAAUAAACCCUUCAGCAUCCGAAUAAUUCGGAAGAGCAAUAACAGAGUCUUGUUGGACACAGGCAUUGGGCCUCUCCAGUUUGACCAGCAGUACCUGCAGCUGUCUUUCCGACUGCCCAGUUCCAAUGUGUAUGGGCUGGGGGAACACGUACACCAGCAGUACCUCCACAACAUGAGCUGGAACACCUGGCCCAUCUUCACCAGGGAUGCCCUUCCCACAGAGGGAAUGGCUAAUCUUUAUGGAGCACACACAUUCUUCUUGUGCCUUGAAGAUUCCAGUGGGGCUUCUUUGGGAGUUUUUCUGUUGAACAGCAAUGCUAUGGAGGCCACACUUCAGCCUGCUCCUGCCAUCACUUACCGCACAACUGGGGGCAUUCUUGACUUUUACAUCUUCCUGGGGAACACGCCAGAGCAAGUAGUUCAGGAGUACCUGGAGGUUGUUGGACGGCCAUUCUUGCCUUCCUACUGGAGCCUUGGUUUCCAGCUCAGCCGCAGGGAUUAUGGUGGCAUUAAUGGGUUGAGACAGGUUGUAGAGCGAAAUCGUGAUGCUGAGAUCCCAUAUGAUGUGCAAUACUCAGACAUAGACUACAUGGCUGGAAGGAAAGAUUUCACUAUUGAUGAGCAGGCUUACCCGCAGCUUGCAGAGUUUGCUAAGGACCUGCAUGACAAUGGACAGAAAUAUGUAAUUAUUCUGAACCCGGGCAUCUUUAAGGACCCUGACUAUGAGGUCUAUGACAAUGGAAGCAAGAGCAGAGUGUGGAUCAUGAGCUCCAGUGGCUUUGCUGUUGGGGAGGGCUAUCCAGGAGAGUCAGUCUUUCCCGACUUUUCCAAUCCAGCCUCUAUUCUGUGGUGGACCCAGCAGCUCACUCAAUUUUACAAGCUUCUGGAGUUUGAUGGUGUGUGGAUUGAAAUGGAUGAACUGUCUACGCUUUUCCAAGGUUCCAACCACAAGUGUGAAUCCAACAACUUGAACUUCCCUCCUUUCACUCCCAGCAUCCUGAAUGGCUCUCUGUUGGUAGGAACCCUCUGCAUGGACACAGAGCUUUACUCCGGCCUUCACUAUGAUGUCCACAGCCUGUAUGGCUACACCAUGUCAAGAGCCACAGACUUGGCCCUGGGAACUGUCUUCUCUCCCAAGAGGAGCUUCAUCUUAUCACGUUCUACUUUUGCUGGGUCUGGCAAGUUUGCUGCUCAUUGGCUGGGAAACAAUUCAGCCACCUGGGAUGAUCUCCGAUGGUCCAUCCCCAGCAUCCUUGAGUUUAACCUAUUUGGCAUCCCCAUGGUAGGGGCCAACAUCUGUGGCUACAGAAACAAUGUCACAGAGGAACUCUGUAGAAGGUGGAUGCAACUUGGAGCAUUUUACCCACUGUCCAGGAAUCACAAUGGUCCUACAUACAUGGACCAGGACCCUGCUUCCUUUGGCCUUAACUCUAUGCUGUUGGAAUCCUCGAGACAUUAUCUGAACAUCCGUUAUACCUUACUGCCCUAUCUCUACACCCUCUUCUACCGUGCUCACACACUCGGAGAGACAGUAGCAAGGCCCCUCGUACAUGAGUUCUAUCAAGACCCAGCUACAUGGGAGGUGCAUGAACAGUUCUUAUGGGGGCCUGGACUCCUUAUCACACCUGUGUUAUAUGAAGGAAUGGAGCAAGUAAAAGCCUAUAUCCCAGAUGCCAUCUGGUAUGACUAUGAGACAGAACUGGCUAUCCAAUGGAGGAAACAGUUUGUAGACAUGAUACUACCAGGUGACAGGAUAGGGCUUCACCUUCGAGGAGGCUACAUAUUUCCCACCCAGCAGCCAAACAGAACCACAGAGGCCAGCCGGAAGAAUCCCCUGGGACUCAUUGUUGCCUUGGACUAUAAGCGAGAAGCAGAGGGCCAGUUGUACUGGGAUGAUGGUGUGUCUAAAGGCACAGUGGUAGAAAGGAAGUACAUUCUGUAUGAUUUCUCUGUUACAUCUAAUCAUUUACAGGCAAAAAUUCUAAACAAUAAUUAUGUGGAUCCCAAUGACCUCAUGUUUACAGACAUCAGAAUCUUGGGGCUGGACAAAGAGCCAACUGGUCUUAAUGUCUUACUUAAUAGCAAUAUCAUCCCCAUUUCAAGCUACAAGUACAAUGCUUCAGCGAAGGUGUUGGUCAUCAAUAACCUCACAGGUCUGAAACUGGGACAAGAAUUCUCCAUUGAGUGGACUCUUGUAGUCAGUGACCUGGAGAAGUUUAACUGCUUCCCCGAGGAUCCUGCAGUCUCUGAGGAGAGCUGCAAGCAGCGGGGGUGCCUCUGGGAGCACACAACUACUCCUGGAGUGCCUACCUGUUUCUACGACACCAUUCCCCAGUAUGCUGCCAGUAACAUUCAGUACCAGCCCACUGGCAUCACCAUGGACCUGGCCCUCCUGGCAGACUCAACAUCUGCCCGGGCAGCAGCAGCUCCAAGUGUUGUCUCUGAUCCUCUUUCUGGAAAGAUCAGCUCUCUUAAACUGAAUGUGACCUACCAUACAGAAAACAUGCUGCAGGUCAAGAUUUAUAGCCCCACUAACAAGAGAUAUGAGGUCCCAGUACCUCUGAACAUUCCUCCUUCACCACUUGGCUCCUCUGAGAACUGCCUGUAUGAUGUCACAGUUAAAACCAACCCAUUUGGACUCCAAAUUAGACGGAAAAGCUCCAGUACUGUGAUUUGGGAUUCUCAACUCCCUGGCUUCACCUUCAGUGAGAUGUUUCUUUCAAUUUCUACUCGCCUUCCAUCUCAGUACAUCUAUGGCUUCGGGGAAACAGAGCAUGAAUCUUUCAGAAGAAAUAUGAGUUGGAACACGUGGGGAAUGUUUGCUCGGGAUGAGCCACCAGCGUACAAGAAGAAUUCCUAUGGUGUUCACCCUUACUAUAUGGCAUUGGAAGAGGAUGGCAAUGCUAUUGGAGUGCUCUUGUUGAACAGCAAUGCCAUGGAUGUGACACUCCAGCCUACCCCUGCCCUGACAUAUCGCACCAUAGGAGGGAUUCUGGACUUCUAUAUGGUUCUGGGGCCAACACCUGAACUUGUAACUCAGCAAUACACCCAGCUGAUUGGUCGCCCAGCCAUGACUCCAUACUGGGCCUUAGGUUUCCAGCUGAGUCGCUAUGGAUACCAGAGUGAUGAAGAAAUUGCCAGUUUGUAUGAUGCAAUGGUGGCAGCCCAGAUUCCCUAUGACGUCCAGCAUGUAGACAUCGAUUACAUGGACCGGAAGUUGGACUUCACCCUCAGCUCCAGCUUUCAAAAUCUCAGUGUCCUGAUAAAUCAAAUGAAGAAAAAUGGCAUGAGGUUUAUUCUUAUUCUGGACCCAGCCAUUUCUGGCAAUGAGACAAACUAUCUAACAUUUACUCGAGGACAGGAAAACAAUGUGUUCAUCAAAUGGCCUGAUUCCAAUGACAUUGUCUGGGGCAAGGUUUGGCCAGAUUUGCCCAAUGUAAAUGUGGAUGGAUCCCUUGACCAUGAGACUCAAGUUAAGCUAUACAGGGCCUAUGUUGCUUUUCCCGACUUCUUGCGCUCCAGCACAUCUGCAUGGUGGAAGAAAGAGAUAGAGGAGCUCUAUUCAAAUCCUCGGGAGCCAGGGAAGAGCUUGAAGUUUGAUGGGCUGUGGAUCGAUAUGAAUGAGCCUUCAAACUUCGUGGAUGGAUCUGUCAAUGGCUGCCGCAAUGAAAUUCUCAAUAAACCACCCUACAUGCCAUAUUUGGAAGGUAGGGACAGAGGCCUGAGCAGCAACACACUGUGCAUGGAGAGUGAACAGAUCCUUCCAGAUGGCUCCCGGGUCCAGCACUAUGAUGUGCAUAGCCUUUAUGGGUGGUCCCAGACCAGACCUACCUAUGAAGCUGUGCAGGAGGUGACAGGAGAGAGAGGGGUCGUCAUCACCCGCUCCACAUUCCCCUCUUCUGGACGCUGGGCAGGACACUGGCUGGGGGACAACACAGCUGCCUGGGACCAGCUGGGGAAAUCCAUCAUUGGUAUGAUGGAGUUCAGUCUCUUUGGAAUACCUUAUACAGGAGCAGACAUCUGUGGGUUCUUUGGAGAUGCUGAGUAUGAGAUGUGUAUCCGCUGGAUGCAACUGGGUGCAUUUUAUCCAUUUUCCAGGAACCACAACAAUGCUGGGACUAGGAGACAAGAUCCUGUGGCCUGGGAUUCAACCUUUGAGGAGUACUCAAGGAGAGUACUGGAGACCAGGUACUCCCUGCUGCCGUAUCUGUACACCCUGAUGCACAAAGCUCACACUGAGGGCAGCACCGUCGUUCGAGCGCUUCUCCAUGAGUUCACAGAUGACAAUAACACCUGGGAUAUAGACCAACAGUUCAUGCUGGGUCCUGCUCUCCUGAUCAGCCCCGUUCUGAAGAGUAACACAUUUGAGAUAUCUGCUUAUUUCCCCAGAGCCCGGUGGUAUGACCAUAGCACGGGAUCUGGCCAAGAAUCAAUAGGUGAAUGGAAAACAUUGGCAGCUCCUCUGGACCACAUCAACCUUCAUGUCAGAGGAGGCUACAUCCUGCCUUGGCAAGAGCCUGCAAUGAACACUCACUACAGUCGACAAAAUUUUGUGGGAUUGACUGUUGCUUUGGACGAUAAGGGAAAGGCUGAAGGUCAGAUGUUUUGGGAUGAUGGACAAAGCAUGGACACAUAUGAAAAGGGAAAUUAUUUCUUGGCUAACUUUAUAGCAACACAGGACACCUUGAAAAUCCAGGUCAUAUAUAAUCAGUAUCUGAGUAACUCAAAUCCACUGAAAGUUGGAUACAUUGGAAUCUGGGGUUUAAACUCCUCUUAUGUGGCACAUGUUAGUCUUACCUACAACAACCAGCCAUUCACUGAAAACAAUUUCACAAGUGACCCCUACAAUCAGAAACUAACAAUUCAACUGACUGAAAAGAAUAUGAACUUAGAAGAGCUGACUGAGGUUAUUUGGGUUUAUGGAGAUCCUGCACUUCCCACACCAAUGACAACCAGUGUAUUUCCAACAAGCUCUCACGCAUUCACAACCACAACUCCUGAACCAACUACUGAAAGCACUACAACCAGCACAUUUCCUGACAUAACUACACCUUUCCCUACAAGUCCUACUACUGCUAACACUAGUGAUGUGAUUCCAUUCACAACCACAACUCCUGAACCAACUACUGUUGACAAUACAACUAAUACCACAUUUCCUGACAUAACUACACCUUUCCCUACAAGUCCUACUACUGCUAACACUAGUGAUGUCAUUCCAUUCACAACCACAACUCCUGAACCAAGUACAACCAGCACCACAUUUCCUGAUAUAACUACACCUUUCCCUACAAGUCCUACUACUCCUAACACUAGUGAUGUGAUUCCAUUCACAACCACAACCCCUGAACCAACUACUGUUGACAAUACAACUAAUACCACAUUUCCUGACAUAACUACACCUUUCCCUACAAGUCCUACUACUGCUAACACUAGUGAUGUGAUUCCAUUCACAACCACAACCCCUGAACCAACUACUGUUGACAAUACAACUAAUACCACAUUUCCUGACAUAACUACACCUUUCCCUACAAGUCCUACUACUGCUAACACUAGUGAUGUGAUUCCAUUCACAACCACAACCCCUGAACCAACUACUAUUGACAAUACAACUAAUACCACAUUUCCUGACAUAACUACACCUUUCCCUACAAGUCCUACUACUGCUAACACUAGUGAUGUCAUUCCAUUCACAACCACAACCCCUGAACCAACUACUGUUGACAAUACAACUAAUACCACAUUUCCUGACAUAACUACACCUUUUCCUACAAGUCCUACUACUGCUAACACUAGUGAUGUCAUUCCAUUCACAACCACAACUCCUGAACCAACUACUGUUGACAAUACAACUAAUACCACAUUUCCUGACAUAACUACACCUUUCCCUACAAGUCCUACUACUGCUAACACUAGUGAUGUGAUUCCAUUCACAACCACAACCCCUGAACCAACUACUGUUGACAAUACAACUAAUACCACAUUUCCUGACAUAACUACACCUUUCCCUACAAGUCCUACUACUGCUAACACUAGUGAUGUGAUUCCAUUCACAACCACAACUCCUGAACCAACUACUGUUGACAAUACAACUAAUACCACACUUCCUGACAUAACUACACCUUUCCCUACAAGUCCUACUAUUGCUAACACUAGUGAUGUGAUUCCAUUCACAACUACAACUCCUGAACCAACUACUGAAGACACUACAACCAGCAUAUUUCCUGACAUAACUACACCUUUCCCUACAAGUUCUACUGGUAACUCUAGUGAAGUGAUUCCAUUCACAACCACAACUCCUGAACCAACUACUGUUGACAAUACAACUAAUACCACAUUUCCUGACAUAACUACACCUUUCCCUACAAGUCCUACUAUUGCUAACACUAGUGAUGUGAUUCCAUUCACAACCACAACUCCUGAACCAAGUACAACCAGCACCACAUUUCCUGACAUAACUACACCUUUCCCUACAAGUCCUACUGCUGCUAACACUAGUGAUGUCAUUCCAUUUACAACUACAACCCCUGAACCAACUACUGUUGACAAUACAACUAAUACCACAUUUCCUGACAUAACUAUACCUUUCCCUACAAGUCCUGCUACUCUUAACACUAGUGAUGUGAUUCCAUUCACAACCACAACCCCUGAACCAACUACUGUUGACAAUACAACUAAUACCACAUUUCCUGACAUAACUACACCUUUCCCUACAAGUCCUACUACUGCUAACACUAGUGAUGUCAUUCCAUUCACAACCACAACUCCUGAACCAUCUACUGAAGACAAUACAACUAAUACCACAUUUCCUGACAUAACUACACCUUUCCCUACAAGUCUUACUACUGCUAACACUAGUGAUGUGAUUCCAUUCACAACCACAACUCCUGAACCAUCUACUGAAGACAAUACAACUAAUACCACAUUUCCUGACAUAACUACACCUUUCCCUACAAGUCCUACUACUGCUAACACUAGUGAUGUGAUUCCAUUCACAACCACAACUCCUGAACCAUCUACUGAAGACAAUACAACUAAUACCACAUUUCCUGACAUAACUACACCUUUCCCUACAAGUUCUACUACUGCUAACACUAGUGAUGUGAUUCCUUUCACAACCACAACUCCUGAAACAACCACUGUUGACAACACAACUAAUACCACACUUCCUGCUAUAACUACAAAUUUCCCUACCAGUCGUCCCACUGCUGACACUAGUGAUGUAAUUAAUUUCACAACCACAACUACUGAAGAAAGUACUGUUGACAAUGCAGCUAGUACUAUACUUCCUCCAACAAUUACACCUUUCCUUAACAGUACUCUAAUUGUUAGCGCUAGUGCUGUGGUCCCUAUCACAGUGACAGCUAUUGAAACAAGUACUGUGGAUGCUGCAAACUCUACUGUGGUGCCAUGAUGUCACUUAAGGGUCUAGUACAGUGGUUCUCAACUUUGCUAAUUCUGUGACCAUUUAGCAGAGUUCCUCAUAUUGUGGUCAACUGCAACCAUAAAAUUAUUUUGUUACUCUUUUACAACUGUAAUUUUGCUGCUGUUAUUAAUAAUAAUGUAUAUUAUCUGAUAUGUGUCCCCUGUGGAGGUGGAGACUCAUAGGUUGAGAGCCAUUGCUACAAAAAUUUGUGAAUGUACUUAGCAUAGCUUGGCUUCCAAAAAUAGUUUUUGUCUCAUCUUAGAUAUAGAUAGUCCAAGAAUGACAACAACUGUAGAUGUAUAAGGAUGUAUCCAUUCCAAACAUAACUUCUACCAAAGAAGGUAUACAUGCUUAUCCUGAUGUCUGAAUGCAUACCACAAUUAUUUCCUAUGUUAGCUAUUAUACCUAUGGCCUUAUUGGUUAAAUGACACAUAUAUCCAUGGCCUUCACUUGCAAUAUUAGUACCUCAUUACCACACCACACCACAUUCUGUGAGUACUAUUGCUAUAGGUUUUGUGAAAUAGUCCCACUCCUACUGUUUUUUUUUUGGGGGGGGUUACAAGGCCUAAUCCAAUAUUGGAGAGCCCUAAUGAUACUGAAGUUACCUCACUGACAGCAAUUGUUUACAUUGUAGAUUCUUUAACUAAUGAUGUGAAAAGUAGCAUUUUAUUUUCCUAUGGACUUUUUUCCCCCCAAAUAUUCUAUUUUGCCUGUCUAUGCAGUAGCUUACUAACACCAUGGUUGCUUUCAAGGGGAUUCCAGCUAUUGGUAUAGACAUUGAAACUGCUACUAUUAUAGAUGUUUAUAAAUCUCAACUUCAAUCACUGAAGUCAUUAAAUUACAGACAUAACAAUUUUACUAUCAAAGAAAAUACAUAUAAGAUUACAGGUGCUAAAAAUAUAAGUUCCCUAGCCUUGCAAUAAUUACUCUGAUAAGUGUUAGUAACACUCUACAGCUUUCAUAAGCAUAUUGAACAUUCCUCAUCUCAAAUGCUUGGUACUAAAACUGUUUCAGAUUUUAUAUUCCACAUGUCUGAUCAUUUGCAUCUACAGAGUGAUAUAUCAAAUCCAAACAUGACAUUCAAUAAUGUUCAUGUAUACUCUAGACAUAUAGAGCUUGAAGAUUAUUUCAUAUAACACUUAAAGUAAUUAUAUGCAUAAAACAAAGUUCAUGGUGUGAAGUUUUCCACUCGUGGCAUUAUGUUGGUAUUCAAAAUGUGUUAUAUUUUUGGAUUAUGAAUAGUCCUACUCGAACUUCUGUUUAUAGAUACCAAACUGCUCUAGAAUUUUGAAAUCACUCUUCUGAGCUAGUUUUGGGUCCUCACUGUUCCUGCAAAUGACUAACUCCAAUGUGCCUACAAACUAGAACUUUCCCAGACCAAGGUAUGACUAUAGUCAGAACCCCAGGAGGCAGUCUAUCCUGGAUUGGAGUUUCUGGUCACCUAUUCUUUUACUUUGUUGUUUUAUUGUCAAGUCUCUCCUUUGGUAUGUUAGAGUUUCCUGAAUGGUUCUGAUCUCUCAUAAACAAAUUUACCACAAACCUUUGAUCUACUACUUUCUUAGAUCACUCCUUAACCUCAUCAGUAGACUCACAGAUAUUACCCAAUCUAGCCAGUUGGGCACUAUUGAAGGUUUGAGCAGUAUUCUCAAAAUGUAGUUAUGAAAUCUGUGGGUGCACCAGACCAUUUGUAAAGUUAAUAGCAUAAAAUCUGUUUUCAUAAUACCAAGUUGUUAUUUUUCUCUUUCACUCUUGUUCUCUUACUGGUACAUAGCGACAUUUUUCAGAGACUCAAUGUGGCAUUGCAAUAGAUAAAUAUAGAAGCAGCAUGAAGGUACUUUUGCUAUUAAGAUAUUGAAAAGACUCAAAAAACAACACAAUACCAUUCUUUUACUCUUUGUUUUUGCCUUUGAAAAUAUGCUUAUUUUUCACAAAGAUAUUAUUUAUGUUAACAUGUAGUAGACAUAUUGUUAUUUUUAAUUAAUGAAAAUAAAUAUUUAUAAAAUA